Messenger RNA from Staurois parvus, 810 nucleotides. The record is from the annotation of a GenBank genome assembly. NCBI's taxonomy places the organism in Eukaryota, Metazoa, Chordata, Amphibia, Anura, Ranidae.
AUACUGAAGCAUGCUGAAAGCCAUGAACUAGAAGGACUCUACAUAUCGGUGCCACAACCUGCCCAAGUUGUUCCAGAUCAGCUGCAGGAUCAACUACAGGAAGAGCCGCUUGGAGAACAGGAUACACAGUGGAAUGGAAUUUAUGCAGCUGUUACUAAUUUUAAAGAGUGUUUACAGGAGGUGUGUGCAGACCACAUGGGGAGGCUGGUACAACAAGUGUGGUCUACACAGACCAGCUACCCCAUAUCGCCACCUAAACUGUGGGGAAGUUCAUUGCAGCCUCUGAUUCCACGGAUACGAGCCGAGUUCCUUCAGUAUCUCCGAGAAGUCACCUUAGACCCCGAAACUGCCCACCACAACUUAUGUCUUACGCAAGGAAACCGCAGAGUUCUGUGCAAGCUGCAGCCUCAGGCUUACUCAGACCAUCCUGGACGCUUUGACCAUUAUACCCAAGUACUUGGCAGGGAGCCAAUGAGCCAUGGAAGACAUUAUUGGGAGGUCCACCUGUCUGGAAAUCGAGUAAGCUUAGGUGUCACCUAUCAUAACAUCUCUCGAAAAGGUCACCAGAGCUACUGCUUGGCUGGUAGAAAUUCAAAGUCUUGGUGCCUGGAAUGGAGCAGCAGUCGCUGUUAUGCAUGGCAUGAUGGUCAGAGAAUCUUAGUAGCCACAGGACUACAGGAGAAACUUGGCAUAUUUUUGGACUGGGAUGAGGGUAGUCUGUCCUUCCAUGAGGUAUCAGAUGAUAUGCCACUUCUUCACCAGUUCAAUGCUUCCUUCAUGCAACCAUUAUAUCCCAUAUUUUAUGUCAGC